GCUAAACUAACUGGUUACUUUAUUAAUAAAUCAGAUAUCUUAUACUUAGGAUCAACAUUAAAAAUCUCAGAAAAAUCACAAAUAUUAUCAAAGAUUUUUACAGAUCAUCUUUAAAUAUUAUCAUUAUUUAGCUUUUUUUCAGUUAAUAUCCCUAAUUAUUUUAAAGUACCAUUAUUGCUAUCUGGUAAUUCUUUGAGCCUUACCAGUAAGUCUAUAGAUUGUUUCUUCUCAUAAUUUUAAAAUUUAAAGCCUUUGUGGUUUUAUUAGAUAAUUUGGUCUUUACUAUUACCAAUAUUUUUAUUUGCUUUUUAUCUAACUCUUGGUCUUCUUUUAUUAUUAUUGAAAAAAAAUAACAUAAUACUAAAAUAUAGAAAUACAGCAUUUAUUUUCAUAUAUCUCUACUUUUUCCCAACUGUUGUUUCACUCUUGAGUAGAUCUUUGAAUUGCAUUUAAAUAGGAGAUGAAAGUUACCUAGAUUUAGAUUUUAAUAUCAAAUGUUUUGAUCCUGAAAAUCACUUACCCUAUAUGAUUUAUUUUAGCAUACCUAUAUUAUUUGUUUGGAUCAUAGUGAUACCUUUGUUAAUAUUCUUAAAAAUUAGAAAUGGUAAACUAAAGCAAUGGUCAAUAUUUACUGAAAUUAAAUAUUCAAUUAUUUUUGCAGGACAUAAAGAAAAGUUUUAUUAUUGGGAAUUUGGUAAACUAGCCUAUAAAUCUAUAAUAAUUAUAAAUUCAAUAUUGUUUCAACAGAAUUUGCUUUAUAAA
Molecule: messenger RNA, 762 nt
Organism: Tetrahymena thermophila SB210
Lineage: Eukaryota; Ciliophora; Oligohymenophorea; Hymenostomatida; Tetrahymenidae
Product: transmembrane protein, putative
Exons: 2
Source: RefSeq, a predicted model, not a curated record